AUGAAGCUCCUGAUUUUAUCAUUGGUGGCUGCCGCAUCUGCUGCCCCACAGGGGUACAACCUACCCACUCCUUCUGGCUCAUCCUAUAACGCCGGGGGUUGUGGCGGCGGACAAGUGCAACACGUGGAUGGCAGCUGCGUUACACCUCAAGUAAACAGUCGUGUGUUCUUGUAUGAUGCGCCGCCAAAUCAAGUUUCUUCUGGCAAACCCCCAUACAUUCCAAAACCUAAACUGGAACGUAAUAUUGUUUUCGUGAGACUCCCUGAAGCUGGUCAAGGACCAGAACCCAUCGUCGUUCCUCCUCCGAGGCAACAACACGUCUUGUUCGUGCUUAACAAGCAGUCGGAACAAGGUCAACAGGUAAUCGAGGUACCAGCGCCACCUCCAUCGAACCCCGAAGUGUUCUUCGUGAACUACGCAGAAGGAGAGAACCCGACUCUUCCGGGUGGAGUAGACCUCCAAACGGCGCUGAGUGCUGCUUCUCAAGGUGGCGGUCAAGUCGUAGGAGGUGGCGGCAUCGGAGGCGGAUUUGGAGGUGGCAUCGGAGGUGGAUUUGGAGGCGGUAGUGGAGGUGGAUUUGGAGGCGGUAGUGGAGGUGGAUUUGGAGGUGGUAUCGGAGGCGGGUUUGGAGGUGGAUUUGGAGGUGGAAUCGGAGGCGGCAGUGGAGGUGGAUUUGGAGGUGGAUUUGGAGGUGGAAUCGGAGGCGGCAGUGGAGGUGGAUCCGGUGGUGGAAGCUACAGUCCCCCAAGUCCCUCCACUCUAUAUAGUGCACCAUAAACAGCGAACACAUUUUUGUGAUUUAAAAUAUACUUCAG
Penaeus monodon (black tiger shrimp) is the source of this 815-nucleotide messenger RNA. RefSeq names its product ATP-dependent RNA helicase A-like. Lineage: Eukaryota; Metazoa; Arthropoda; Malacostraca; Decapoda; Penaeidae. The coding region runs from base 1 to 777 and encodes 258 amino acids. The record is from RefSeq and is a predicted model, not a curated record. The transcript has 2 exons.